CUUCUUCAUUGUAGUGUGUGGGCACCAGCAGUAACCUGGUCACGUCUCUGUUCCCGAUGCUGAUGAAAGCUGUAGAAAAGAAUAAACCAGUUCUGGCUGUGAAAUACCUGGAGAAAGCCCGAAGCUGGAUCGAUGACAUUAUUAGAGGCGUGGAGGACAUGGUGAAGAGGUACGAUGAGCAAAACCACAGUGUGGCAUCAUGCACCAGCGAUGUGUUUCAGGAGAAGAAGGAGACUGAAGAAAAGCUGCAGAAACACACAGAGGAGAUGAAGAGUCUGGACGAGGCCGUCAAGAAACUUGAAGACGAGCUGAAAGAAGUCUCCAGAGAUAUGGAGAGCACCCAGAACAGGAUUGACGGAGUAAACGCCGAGCUGCAGGAGCACAUGGAGAAGUGCAGCAAGAGGCGUCACGGGAUCCUGAGGGCCCUGGUGCCCUUUUAUGCAAUCAUUGAGGACGCUAAAAUGAACCCUGCUGAAGAAGCUAAAACUCACUCUCUGAAAAGCCAACUCUCCGGACUGAACUCUGAUAAAAGCAGCCUGCAGAGAAAAGAGUGGGAUAUCAAGGUCCGGCUCACCGACCUGCAGCUCAAACUGGCCAGCUCCAAAAUACAGCUGGGUGUGAUUCCCAGUCCUGUGCACCUGAACGAUGUCCAGCAGUGUCUCUCUCGAAUCAUGGAUAUUCUGAUUCAGUUGAAAAAGUUCUGGGAGAAAGUGGGCACGACGCUGGACACGCUGAAGAAGAAGACCUUCGUUAAUGAAGAUCUGAUCGAUGACCUGGAGGACAUGAAGGAGGAGUUUCUGGAGUCUGUUGAAGCUGCAGGACAGGUACAGUAGCUUGAUGA
Messenger RNA from Danio rerio (zebrafish), 841 nucleotides. NCBI's taxonomy places the organism in Eukaryota, Metazoa, Chordata, Actinopteri, Cypriniformes, Danionidae. The record is from RefSeq and is a predicted model, not a curated record.